AGAGAACAAGAGAACAAGAGAAAACAAUCAAACAAAAAAUCAAUAGAACAAAUGAAAAAGAACCUAAGUAGAAUAAAAUUAGAGAACAAGAGGAAAAAGACUAUAAGAUGACAACUUUAUAAAACUCCAAGAGAAGAAUUUAAAAAUAAAAGCGAUGAGAAAAAGAGAAUUAUAACAACAUGUGCCAGUAAGGUGUCCCGAAGAAUAAGAAAAGAGAAUUAUAACAACAUGUGCCGAAGAAUAAGAAAAGUUCUUAAGAUUGAAAUCUGAUAUAUUUUCGUAAAACAAACUUUUCUAGUGAAAUUCUUUAAGAAUGGAAACUAAUGAAACGAAACUACUGCUUCAGAAAAGGAAAAUGUAGAUGUAGAUCUAGUUAAAGAUGGAACCCUUGAUGUUACUUACUAGUCUAGCUGUUCCUACAAUACUCAUCUGCUGGAUCUGUUGUCUUAUUUACUGUCUCUAUAAACAUAUUUCAGCCCAAGAAGCCAAGGAGGCCCAACGGUGUUCCACUGUAACUAUGAUGGUAGAAGAGAGUCGACCCAUCUCUCCUCUCUUUACUCCAUCUUUAAAGAUUAGCAGACAGGAUCCUACCUACGCCCCAGUGACGUCACAAUUCUCUAGUUCUAUGACACUAUCUGAGAUGCUUAAACAAGGCGGGGGAGGGUCACGAGGUCUCAAUGAUUCCCUUGGUCCAUCCUACUAUCCACAGUUUCCUAUUAAUGACUUUAUCGAUCCCUUACAGGCUACUCCUAAUAAGGUGCUCCCAUCUCCUAUGGCGCCCCUGCAGCCCCCCUGGCCCCACUUGCCGCCCCUUGAUGUGAAAAAGAAUGGUAGUGAGGGUAGAUCAGGGGGUCUAGGAGGGGGUCUAGCAAAUACUUUUAAUUCUACAACAUUCUCAUCAUUUCUAGCUUCACAGGCAGUGGGACUUCAAAACCGAGUACAAAGCACUAGGACAAGGCCUGAUAACAGACUGAACACAAAUUAAAAUAAACAUCUAAAAAAUAUUGGAAAAUCUCCACGUUUAACCUGAAAAAAAUGUGAUAUAUUUUAGUAAAUAAAGUUAAUACUGUAAACACCCAGACCAGUGAAAAAAAGUGUUAAAAUUUGUUUUUUGAAAGCCAAAAUUGUGAACAUUAUUAAGGUUGAUAUUACGUUAAAAUUUUUUGUAUCUUUUUUGUAAUAUUACUGAGCACAUUUAAGUAAAUUGUUGAUAUUGAAUAUUAAACAUUUAAAAUGAGAGUUAUUACUCUCCGACAAUUUUAUCAGGAAAAAAUAUUUGUUACUGUUAUAACAUAUGUAUGUUUUAGAAAAUUUGU
This is a messenger RNA of Eurytemora carolleeae, 1316 nucleotides long. RefSeq lists its product as uncharacterized. The coding region runs from base 380 to 985 and encodes 201 amino acids. The record is from RefSeq and is a predicted model, not a curated record. Lineage: Eukaryota; Metazoa; Arthropoda; Copepoda; Calanoida; Temoridae. The transcript is spliced from 5 exons.